This is a messenger RNA of Asterias rubens (European starfish), 2270 nucleotides long. RefSeq names its product vacuole-localized protein 4-like. The record is from RefSeq and is a predicted model, not a curated record. The coding region runs from base 128 to 685 and encodes 185 amino acids. NCBI's taxonomy places the organism in Eukaryota, Metazoa, Echinodermata, Asteroidea, Forcipulatida, Asteriidae. The transcript is spliced from 12 exons.
CCCUGCAGUAGCUGAAGCUCAGUUGAAGGUGUGGCUCUCCACGGUAAGAACUUAAACUACAGAGCUCUGACGAUACUGUUAGAAUCCGUCAUCUUAGAACUCGAGCGAAGAAGUUUACAAAGAGACAAUGAAGGGCUACACUCUCCUAGCGUUGCUUGUUGUGGUCGGCUGUGUGUCAGCAUACCAAGAUGAUGAGGUCGCCCUUUUGGAGCGCCUUCUGGACUUGAAGAGGUCUCAAAAUCCAAACGGCCAAGAAGGGAACUUCGCUGAACAAAAGCGCUAUACAUGUGGACCACUGUUCCAGUGUCCUGCGGGUCAGUACUGUCAAGAUAAAGAUGGCACUGGAUACUGCUUUAAAAACACGCAGGAAAGGGAAGCCGCUGAAGAAAAGCGCUAUACAUGUGGACCACUAUUCCAGUGUCCUGCGGGUCAGUACUGUCAAGAUAAAGAUGGCACUGGAUACUGCUUUAAAAACACGCAGGAAAGGGAAGCCGCUGAAGAAAAUGAACCAACCCUUCGGGAGCUUCUCCGUAAUCUUGAGAGUCUGUUGAAUAAACGCACAAACGGGCAAGAAGGUAACUUCGCUGAACAAAAGCGCUAUACAUGUGGACCACUAUUCCAGUGUCCUGCGGGUCAGUACUGUCAAGAUAAAGAUGGCACUGGAUACUGCUUUAAAGGUAAAUAAAUUGAUCUGAUGGACUGUCGCAGACAACGAGGAACUGACAAGCAUUACUUACACUGACAACAAAUUGUUUUAUGCCCAUUAAAGGUAAAUAAAUACGAGUAGAUGGGUUUACUUUGAAUGUUUUUGCAAUAUUUCGCUAAGUUGUAUUACUGCUUAUCUUAACGGUUACGUAAACAAUGAUAAUGAUGCUAAACUAACCUGAAAAUGUUGCUCAGCAGAAGAAGUAAUACGUUUUGCACUUUUAAUAUUGCUAAAACUGUUAACGUCCUGUUAGUAUUAAAGGGCUAUUUGGGUCUGGCACAUGACAGAACUUUGUAUGGACCCGGACAAUGUAAAUAUGCAUUCAUGAGAAAAGAGCGAUCAGCCAAAACAUGCAACCAGCGAAAAUUAACUUAAUAGUAUAGUAGUAUAUACAAUGUGUCCCGUGACAUCACUUGUUUACAAAAGAGGCACCAAGCCCGCAGGCAUAAUUUGUACACAGCUCAAUGGUAGAGACAUAAAAUCUGAUAUUUUACGGAGAUUGCACUGUCUAACUCUCGUAAACGUUUGAUAUGAUGAAAGGGGGCACAUCGCAAAAAACCUGUCCAGCUUUUACUUUCAUUUCUCUUUGAUUUAUGUGGCAAUUAUGACACAAAAUGUCAACUUUCCCAUAUGACCAGUGCAGUAUCUUGCCUGCCAGACUAGCCAAAGAAUGUACAAGGUCACAGCUAUUGUAAACAAAUGUCACAUGGUCUAUAGUGUAAUUGUCCAGUAUCAAAUAGAUAAGUACAUUAAUUUCAAAAAAGAAAAGAAAAAUCAAACAAACCUAGCAUUUCAUCCAACCAACGUAAAUGAUAACACAUUUUGGUCGGCAAUUGUUUUAAAGAAACUCCUGUUCUUACAAUCUUAAAGUGCACGUUGCUUUGGAUCGGGCGAGUUGGUAUAUGAAAACUUGUAGAAGCCAUUUGUUAUGAAAUGCAAGUGAACAAAAAUGCUUUAAAAGUAGAAUAUAAUGAUCGACAUAAACAUUCCUCGAAAUGUCGUGGUUUUCCCUUGUUUGCGAGAUAACACGGUCGGCCGUUUUGUGGAGUUCAAGAAUUGGCUCCAGAAAAUGGCAAGCCGUGUUAAUUCACGACGUAUAAGGAAAACAUUGAAAUUUCGAGUUUUUUUUGUGUGGAUUAUUAUCUUCUAUCUUUAAAACAUGUUUCCAACCAUAUGCAUUUUUUUCACUAACAAACUCGCCCGCUCUAAAACUAAACUGGGCACUGUUGCUUUAUGCUACGUGACACACAUUACGGAGAUUUAGGCCCAGUUUUAGACAACAUGUGGGUACAAGUACUAGGUAAGCAUAGUAGAUUCCUUGUUAGCUAAAAAAUGUUACCCAACAGUGUCCCGCUCAAUUUGUGUUCAACAUUAAAUGGUCCCGUAUGGAGCCUGAGCUGAAGCCGGAGCUAGAGUCUAGAGCCAAGCUACAUUCAUAAGUUGUUCAUCGCUAGGAAACAACCCCAGUCACAUUAACCCUUCGCGCUAUUAUUAAUUAGUUUGGUGGCAGUUUGUGUGAUUCUUCCUUAUAAAUUAAAUAAAUGCAUCAAACAUGAAUCAAAGA